Globicephala melas (long-finned pilot whale) is the source of this 3207-nucleotide messenger RNA. NCBI's taxonomy places the organism in Eukaryota, Metazoa, Chordata, Mammalia, Artiodactyla, Delphinidae. The record is from RefSeq and is a predicted model, not a curated record.
UUGAACCGAAAGCUCGCGGGGUCUCGAGCGGGGGCUGGGAUUCCGGGUACGGCGUGGUGAGGGCGCCCUAGGUUGGUUCAGGAGUAGGGAAUGGGUUUUUUUUCCUUAGCUGUCCAAGCUGCAACUGGCUUACAUGGUUUCACGGUUAAAGCAUCAUCCCAGGGAAGGUAUCGUAGGAGAAAAAAAACUAACUUGAGGUUCCUGAGGUGGAAAAAAUUGUGCCUCGGCCCUUGGGUCCGGAGAGUCGUGCCUCUUCCAUCCUUUACUUAAGGAACUAAACCAGAAUCAUUAUGUCUGGUUUAUGGAAAAAAGAAAAUUAAUCCCGUUUGUAGAGUCGAGACUUGUUUGAGGUCGCAGAAUCCUGGGGGAAAUGCCUGUCUCUGGCUUAAGAGGUAGGCAGGUGCGGUGAAAACGGAACCCCGCCGAGUGGCACACUUCCCGGUUCUGUUCCGCGUCCUUGCUGUAAGGAAAGAACCUAGAUGCUGAAGCCUGUGAAAUUUUGGUUCCAGACCCUAAAAUGCUGUGGCAGAGAGCUAGGGAGUGAGUCAUCAAAAGCCCAGGGAAGAGCUUAGUGGGUUUUAGCUUAGUGCCUAUAAGGUGAGGGCACGUCGGUAGGCACUUCAGGGUUAGUUAUGUAAAUUAUAUUGAUACAUGGCAAAUGAAAGCGAUGGGUUGGUACCCUUGGAGACCUCCAGGCUUGAUUUAACUGAUCUGAAAGGCUGUGUGGACAGAGUAAAUGAGGGCUCGAGGGACUGGGAGUUGUUCCUGCAGCCAACUGGUAAUUAAAGAACGGGAGUUUGGAUAGCGUAUAGAAUGGCGGCCGGAAAGUUUUCAUCAUCUUCCACGGAACUAGAAGCUCUGGAGACCGAGGACUUACGGAUUCGAAAACCAAAAAUGAAGAGACCUCUUUGUCACGGAGUCCAGAUAUCUAAGAAGACAUAUGUAAUACGCUGAUGCUUCCUACCUGAGAGUAUGAUUUGAGUCUGGAUGAAAUGAGAGCUUUGACAUUUCAGAGAGUGAUGGUUACCAUGGGUCUGCCUCUGAUAAAAGGCAGAGAAAACAACGAAUUUUGUCAGUCGGAGCCUGGUCAUAGGAGAAGUCCUCUCAUAGCAGACAUGGCCCCAGGAGUAAAGGAGCAGAAAUACACGGGGAUGUUUGCAAUGACCGAGAGGGGCCACAGGAGCAACGUGAGAGGGAUCCGGACAGAAGCCACCUUUGACCUCUCUGCACAGGAGUUUGUAAUCGACACACCAUGCGAAAAUGCUGAGAAGAUGUACAUUGGAAACGCCAUGUACGGGAAUUAUGCAGCAGUCUUUGCCCAGCUCAUCAUAAACGGAAGAUCUCAAGGGCCCCACUGUUUCAUCGUUCCUGUCCGCGAUGAAAAUGGAAGCAUGUACCCAGGAGUGACAGCUAUUGAUAUGAUGUAUAAAGAAGGUCUGCAUGGUGUUGAUACCGGGAUUCUGAGAUUUGACAAGGUUCGGAUACCAAGGGAGAAGCUGCUGGAUAAGUUUGGUUCUGUGGCUCCAGAUGGGCAGUACCACUCCCCCAUUAAGAACAAGAGUGCAAGAUUCAAUGCCAUGUUGGCGGUGCUGACCCCUUCGAGACUGUCUGUGACUUUCCAAGCUACAGGCUCUAUGAAGCUUGGGUUGACGAUAGCCAUUCGCUAUAGCCACAGGUAUGCCGGUAUCCUUCUGGACGAGGACGUCUUCCGAGGUUAGGAGCUUGUUGGCAGUCGCCCGCCGCAGGUGCUGGUGGCAGGGCUGAAGGCCUACAGUACCUGGGAGAACAUCGGCUACCUGCAGGACGGCCGAGAGUGCACCGGAGGCCUGGGUUACAUGAUGGAAAACGGAAUCUCAGGCUUAAAACGUGACACAGAUAUGUUUGUAACUUUUGAAGGUGACAGUGUUGUAAUGCUGCAGGUUGUGGUUCAGGAACUGCUGGCUCAGUACACCAAGCAGUAUGAAGAAAGACCCAUCUCUAGCCUGCUCCAAAACUGGACGGAAUCAGGGGGUGACAAGCUGAGAACCAGUUUCCUGGCGUUUAACAUGGACACAGUCGGUAAUCUCGCCUUUCUGUUGAAAGCAGUCAAUUUUCAUGAAGGGUUCUUCAGCGGGGUUUGGUGGCCCGGAUUUAUUAUAAGUUCUCCAGGCAUGGAGUGACCUGAAUAAAAACCGUCUCACGUUCUGUGUCCCUCGCCUUCGGAUUGUUUCUUCGACGCCUGUCAGAGCUCAAGAAUUGGCAACUGGUGGUGGCCACGCUUGUUUGGCAGGUGACGAGCGAGAACGAGGACUUUUCCAGUGCCUGGAACUCAUGUCUUCACCACGUCACCUGCCUGUCUCUGGCACACAUUCACAGAGUGACUUUAGAGCAGUUCUCCCUGCCCGGGAGGAGCUGUCCUGAAAAGAGGACCAGGCUUUGUUAAAAAAGUUUUGUCUGCUAUAUGGAACCAAACUGAUGUUCCAGGAGCAAGCCUGGUAUCUAGAACAUAAAUAUUUGACUCCCCUGGCCAGCAUGAAGAUUAGGCGUCAGGACUCUGCUAUGAGUCCAUUUCUUGCAGGCUGACUUCAGAAAUUGGCCUUGUUACCUCCAGCUGACCUCAACUGCAUCAUUCCACAGUUAUUAAGGUACAAUGUCCUGUCUGUACACACCUGCGGGGAGAAAAAAUUACUGAAGAUUUAAGAUCUUUUAAUUUUUUUUCUGUAUUAAAUGAGUUUGAUUGUGUUUAAAAAAAUGUUUAUUCUAUUGUUGAUGGACAUUUAGGAUGUUAUGGAUUUGGUGUUAUUAUGAAUAAGAUUGUCAGGAUCAUUUUUUUUGCACAUAUGUUUUCAUUUCUUUUGGAAAUACUUAAAAGUGGUAUUAAUGGAUGUUAUAGUAGGCAUUUAUUUAACUGUCUAAAAAACUACUGUAAACAGUUCUCCAAAAGUUGUGAUACCAUUUACAACUUUACUAGCAGUGUAUAAGAGUUCUGUUGUUCCACACCCUCACUGACAUUUUGAUGUCGUCAACCUUUUUAAUUUAGGUAUUCCAAUGGGUACGUAGUAAUAUCUCAUUGUGUAUUCAUUUUCAUUUUCCUGAUAUUUAAUGGUUUGGGGCACCCUUUUGAGUGCUUCCUUGUUUUUCAUGUGUCUUUUGUCAAGUGUCUGUUUAAAUCUUUUGCCCAUUUUAAACUGUGUGCUGUUGUUAUUGUUUUUAAAAACACCAAGUUGU